Messenger RNA from Puma concolor (puma), 2943 nucleotides. RefSeq names its product myosin XIX (gene MYO19). Gene Ontology annotation, molecular function: actin filament binding; ATP binding; microfilament motor activity. The record is from RefSeq and is a predicted model, not a curated record. Gene Ontology annotation, cellular component: myosin complex; cytoplasm; membrane. Lineage: Eukaryota; Metazoa; Chordata; Mammalia; Carnivora; Felidae. Gene Ontology annotation, biological process: actin filament organization.
AUGGCCUCUCAGGUUAAUGGCCACAGGUCAGGCUCUGAUGCCCAAGGAGGAAAAUCCCUCAGAGAAGACCUACAGGAGCUCCUGGGCGGGGAGGCCCUGUUGCACGAGCUGGAUGACCUCACCAAGGUGAAUCCUGUGACGCUGGAGACAGUCCUGAGGUGUUUGCAGGCUCGGUACGCAGCGGACAUGUUCUACACCAGUGCUGGCUGCACCUUGGUGGCUCUGAACCCCUUCAAGCCUGUCCCUCAGCUCUACUCACCAGCACUGAUGAGAGAGUACCACGCUGCUCCUCAGCCCCAGAAACUGAGGCCUCACAUCUUUGCUGUGGGUGAACAGACCUAUAGGAAUGUCCAGAGCCUGAUCGAACCAGUCAACCAGUCUAUCAUUGUCAGCGGAGAGAGUGGUGCUGGAAAGACAUGGACAUCCCGCUGCCUGAUGAAGUUCUACGCUGUGGUGGCUGCCUCACCCACAUCUUUGGAGAGUCACAAAAUUGCAGAGAGAGUUGAACAGCGCAUCUUAAACUCCAACCCUGUCAUGGAAGCUUUUGGGAAUGCGUGCACACUGAGGAAUAACAACAGCAGUCGCUUUGGGAAGUUCAUCCAGCUACAGCUGAACAGUGCCCAGCAGAUGACUGGAGCUGCAGUCCAGACGUACCUCCUAGAGAAAACUCGAGUGACCUGCCAGGCCUCCAGUGAGAGGAACUUCCACAUCUUCUACCAGAUCUGUAAAGGAGCCAGCGUGGAUGAGAGGCUCCAGUGGCACCUCCCCGAGGGAGCAUCCUUCUCUUGGCUACCUAACCCAGAGAGAACCUUGGAAGAGGAUUGUUUCCAGGUGACCAGAGAGGCCAUGCUUCAUUUGGGCAUUGACAUCCCCACUCAGAACAACAUCUUUCAGGUCCUGGCUGGACUGCUGCACCUCGGAAACAUCUGGUUUGCUGACUCUAAGGAUGAAGCCCAGUCCUGCCAGCUGAUGGACGAUGCCAAGUGUGAGAACAAGGAUGGGGGUCUGUGUAUCAGCUUUGGUCACACACCCGGGGAGCAGGGCUCUAUCAGGACAUCAGCCUCACUGCUGCAGCUUCCAGAAGACCCACUGCUGGAGACACUGCAGAUUAGAACCAUCAGGGCAGGCAGGCAGCAGCAGGUAUUCCAGAAGCCCUGCUCCCGAGCCGAGUGUGACACUCGCAGAGACUGUCUGGCCAAACUAGUCUACGCACGGCUGUUUGACUGGCUGGUAUCCGUGAUCAAUAGCAGCAUCUGUGCAGACCCUGACUCCUGGACCACUUUCAUAGGCCUGCUGGAUGUAUAUGGAUUUGAAUCAUUUCCCAAUAACAGUCUGGAACAGUUGUGCAUCAACUAUGCCAACGAGAAGCUACAACAGCACUUUGUGGCUCACUACCUGAGGGCUCAGCAGGAGGAAUAUGCAGUUGAGGGCCUGGACUGGUCCUUUGUCAACUACCAGGACAACCAGGCCUGUUUGGAUCUCAUUGAGGGAAGCCCCAUCAGUAUCUGCUCCCUCAUAAAUGAGGAAUGCCGCCUUAAUCGGCCAAGCAGUGCAGCCCAGCUCCAGACACGCAUCGAGAGUGCCCUGGCAGGCAGUCCCUGCCUGGGCCACAACAAGCUCAGCCGGGAGCCCAGCUUCAUUGUGGUACAUUAUGCAGGGCCUGUGCAGUACCACACGGCAGGUCUGGUGGAGAAGAACAAGGACCCUGUCCCCCCUGAGCUGACCAGGCUCCUACAGCAAUCCCAGGACCCCCUACUCAAGGUGCUAUUUCCUAUGGACCCUGAAGAGAAGUCCCAGGAAGAGCCCUCUGGCCAGAGCAGAGCCCCUGUUUUGACUGUGGUGUCCAAGUUCAAGGCCUCCCUGGAGCAGCUUCUGCAGGUUCUGCAUAGCACCACGCCCCACUACAUUCGCUGCAUCAAGCCCAACAGCCAGGGCCAGGCGCACACCUUUCUUCAGGAGGAGGUCCUCAGUCAGCUGGAGGCCUGUGGCCUUGUGGAGACCAUUCACAUCAGUGCCGCUGGCUUCCCCAUCCGAAUCCCUCACCAGAACUUCGUGGAACGAUAUGAAUUACUGAGAAGGCUCUGUACUCGCACAUCCCCUGGAUCCCAUAGCCCAUCUCCUGAUGAAAGACAUUCAGAAUGGUCUCCACAUACCAAGGGAGCCACACUGCAACCUCUUCUCCAGGACAUCCUCCAUACUCUUCCAGCUCUAACUCAGGCAGCAGCCACACCUGGUGACGCAGCCAAGGCCACACCAGUCCCAGUGCAUUGUGGCAGGACCAAAGUGUUUAUGACUGACUCCAUGUUGGAGCUUCUGGAAUGUGGGCGUGCCCAGGUGCUAGAGCAGUGUGCCUGCUGCAUCCAGGGAAGCUGGAGGCGACACCGGCACCGCAAGCAGGAGAGGCAGAGGCAGGCCGCCACGCUCAUCCAGGCAGCCAUUUGUUCCUGGUUAACUCAGAAACACAUGUGGCAUGCAGGUGCCACAGCCAUCAAGUGCACAUGGCAGAAAUGGAGAAUCAGAAUGGCCUUCCUUGCUUCUAAAGAACUAGAUGGUGUAGAAGAAAAACACGUUCAAGUUCCUCUUCCCAUGGGCUCCCGCCUGCUGCCCCAGGCACAGACCAGCCUCCUGGUGGCAGUAAUCCAUCUCUGGCCCCUAGGCCUGGACUUGGCCAAUGUAGCUGUGGGUGUAUGCGGCUUUCAGAGGAAGCUGGUGGUCUGGGCCUGCCUCCAGCUCCCCAUGGCCAGCCCAAGUAGCUUCACAGUCCAGACAGCACAAGAACAAGCUGGUGUUGCAUCCAUCCAAGUGCUGCCUCAGGGCUCCAUCAAGUUACACCGCAGAAAGUGUCCAUUGUCUUAUACUGACAUCUGCCCUGAACCUUCACCCUAUAGUGUUACUGGCUUUAAUCAGGUUAUGCUGGAAAGACACAGCUUGGGCCACGUGUGA